Messenger RNA from Synchytrium microbalum, 2631 nucleotides. RefSeq lists its product as uncharacterized. The transcript has 2 exons. The coding region runs from base 1 to 2631 and encodes 876 amino acids. Lineage: Eukaryota; Fungi; Chytridiomycota; Chytridiomycetes; Synchytriales; Synchytriaceae. The record is from RefSeq and is a predicted model, not a curated record.
AUGAGUUUACAGUCUUGGAUGUCAGCACGAGGCCAAUCGCCAAAUGGAUCUAAUAGUAUCAGUACUAGUUCUCAACGUGCCAAGAGUCAACAACAACAUCGACAAUCAACAACCAACGUUUCGCCAACACCCGCCACUACACGACAAUCUGCUACACCUGCUCCAUCGAUAACACGGACAAAUCAUAGUUAUAACGAUUAUAAUGCUCCAGAACCAACCUAUACGCACUCAUAUGAGGAUUAUUCGGCAGGCGCGCACACAUUUGACGACAUAAACGCCUCAACUGGAUACAGCAAUUACGUUGCAACAAGUGAUUAUACUGAUUCAGUCUUCGCUAAAAAGAAUGUUGAUGUAUAUGAUGCUAGCUCGUGGUUUGCUCAUACUGCUGCUGAUGUUUCAUACGAUAAAACCGGCACAUACAUACCGCCAGCACUCAAGACACCUAUGAGCACCUCCUCAUCAAAGAGUGAUAUGAAGUCGGAAAGGAGCGCCGCUUCUACGUCAAAGGCUGACCAAGCUCGAAGCUCGGAUCUACAAAGGAUUGAAGCAGAAAUGGUUGCACUGAAGGAGGCCUUCCUAAGGUCCAUGUCUGAUGCCACUUUGAGUGACGACCGAGUUAGAAGAAUAGAAAGUGCAUUGGAACGACUGGAAUCUUCGUCAAACCAGAUCGCUUCACGUAUGAGAUUAGAUCCAUCGUCCUCUUUUCCAGCAGCUGAACCUGCGGUCGGGACAGCUAUAGGUGAUAAACCUAUAGGACUACGAGAUAUAGAAACGUUGUUAGUGGAUCUCACGGAUUCCAUGGAGAUGCGAACGUCACGAAUAGCAAAAAUGGUGCACGAAGUACAGACUCGCAAUGAUCCUAAGGAAGUCUUGCAAGCAUUGAGUGAUAUAGAAGCGAAACUGGUGCCUCAACCCAUAUCAACUGAAAAGAUCGAGGAUAUCAAACAGCAUAUAAAGACCACGAUAGAAGAGUCACGACGAAACAAGGACCCAGUGCAGUUGCACAGCAUGUCUACUCUAAAAUCUGAUGUGUCUCAUCUCCAAGAAUCUGUCGAGAGAAUGACUACAGAGCUUAAGAGCAUUGACGAAACCAUGGAUAUAGUCGCACAAGCUCAACAAAGCCUAGCAACCCUAUGCGACGAAAGAUUCCCGACGAAAACGAGUCGUGAGUCACCUAGAUGCUUGACUGAUGAUAUAAAGCCAUUAAUGGAGCAAGUCGAAUCAUCUCGAACAGUGCUAAAAGAGCUCAAGACAGUUUGUGAAGACAGUAGAAACGAUAUCACAGUAUUACGACAACGUAUGGAUGACAUGAUUAGAAAAGUAGAUUGUCCAUCUCCAUCUCGAGCGUCAGUCAACUCUCCAUUCGCUGAGAGGUUAGCUCGUUUGACUGAAGCCUGUACUGAGAUCCAGCAAGGCCAGACUCUCCUUGUUAAACGAGUCGAAGAAGUCACGAAAUCUGUAUUGCACGAUAUGCUCUUGGCAAGGCCUAGAGGAAAUCCUGAAGAAGCAAUCAAUGUCACGAAAUCCAUAUCUGAAUUGAAGUCGUGUAUAUCUGACCUGGAGGGCAAAUUAUCGUUAAUGUCAAAGGAAAGCCAGACGGGUCGUGACAUCAAUGAAGGAAAUAUGACUCGAAUAUCCGAGGGGAUGAAGAGACUACAACGAGUUGUGGGUGACUUUGUAGUAUCGGAACGUAAUCCAAAUAUCGAGAAUGUCAAGGACGCUCUCAAGUCAGAACUGACUGGAAAGAUGGAUGUGAUUUUGGAUGCGAUUGAAAUGGUGAAGCGAAUCACACAAGAACGAAACGUAAAUCACGUCGGUCACGAACGUAACAUAAAUGACAAGUCUUCGUCUGAUCGGGUACUGUCUCUUCUCGAGAGCACCCAUAACACCAUAGUGUCGUAUCUGCCCGUAAAUCUAGAGCAACAACUAGAAGCCAUUCAAAAUAGUCUUGCCCAUCUCACCACCACUACAUCGUCACGCUAUGACCCAUCUUCAACAUCAUCAUCACCUCAACGAACGAUAAAAAAAGACGUAUCAGGCUCAAUCUUGGCCCAUUUCGAGGAUCAAGCUAGGAGAGAACGUCAGUCGGCCGAAAGCUUAGACUCUAUUCAACACACUUUAUCAAGACUCGUCGAAUGGACAGACCUGAAUGGCAUCAAUAGUAAUAGCAAAUCGUCAUCUCCAAACAGAAGGGCAGCCUCAGUCCCUGUCUCGACACAGCAAGUCACGGAAAUAGUACCCGAUACAAUAUCAACCGAGUUGAACCAUUUACGCCGAGUGCUACUUGAAUCCAACUCUGUUAUAGAUUUAGAGAAACGUAGGGCUGACUUGACGCUGGAAAUUUCCAACUUGCUAGCUACGAAAUCGCAAUUGGUCGAACAAGUUGGUAAACUAGAGGCUCAAGCUCGUGCCUUUGUCGGCAUUGAUGCAGAAACACCACCACAAUCAUUUGCUACUUCAAAAUCAACGUCUCCAGCUCGUGAUCGUGAUACAUCGGCACCAGUAACGCCAAAGCCCAGGGCCGCGACCAAUAAUUAUAGUGAUGUGGAUAGCACAAACUCAAGUGCAGCUGCAUCAGGAUGGACCAUUCGUUCCUUUUUAGGGGGCAACAUAGGCAAAUCAGACGAGUAA